AAAGUUGUCAGGUGACAGAAAAAAAAAAAAAAAACCCCACUUUCUUCGCUGCCUCCAACGUAAAUAAAAUGGUCGACCACUCUCCCCACGAAGGCCUGCGAUGGAAUCAAAGGCGGCGGCGAUGGAAGAAGCAGCGGCGAGUGAUCCGUCCUACCCGCCCCUCUUCCGCCGGCCCAACCCCGGCUCGAAUCGCGAGGCGGACCAGCGGCCGGCUCACGGUAACCCGGUCUUCGACGUCCCGGUGAUCGAUCUGGAGGACCUGGACCCGGUCCGGCUCGACGAGGUGUGCCGGGGUGUGGGGCUGUUCCGGAUCGCCAACCACGGGGUUCCCUCGGCCCUGAUGGACCGACUCCUGGACCAGUCCAGGGGGCUCCUCUCCCUUCCCUUCGAGUCCAAGCGAACCCUGUUCUCGGACCCCAUGUCCUACAUCUGGGGCACGCCGGCUUUGGGCGCGAAGGUGGCCAACCUCAAUUGGGUCGAAGGCUUCCACGUUCCCCUCGGCCAGCUCAAGUCCAAAGGACACGAUUUGGACUCCCAAGGCUCGGCUUCUUCGUUCAGGUGUUUGGCAGAUGAAUAUGGGAGGCACAUGGCACGCAUAGCAAGGACUCUUUUUAAUGUUGUGGCUGCCAAUCUCAAAUUGGAUGCUAAGAAGGCAGCUUCUUACUUAUCUGAAUUUGAUGGCACAUUUGUUCGAGUCUAUCGGUAUCCAUGUUGCCCUGAAGCUGAUAAAUAUUUUGGGAUGAAUGCUCACACAGACAGCUCCGUUUUAUCCAUCUUGUGCCAAGAUGAGUUGGGGGGCCUGCAAAUUUUUCAUGACAACCAAUGGUUUGACGUAGCACCAAUCCCUGGCAUGCUUACUGUAAAUCUCGGAGACAUGAUCCAGGUUUUUGGCAACGAUGAGUAUAGAAGCGUCAAACACAGGGUGCUGACAAAUAGAAGCAAAGAGAGAAUCUCAGUGUGUUAUUUUGCUUUUCCAAUGGAAGAUGGUCUAAUUAUCAGCUCCAGAUAUAAGACAUUUACUUACAGAGAGUGGAAGGCCCAGGUGCUAGAAGACAUCAAAGCCACCGGAGACAAAGUAGGGCUUGCGCGAUUCAGAAUCGGAGAUCCAAGCUAAAUCCAAUGACGAGACUAAAUUAAAAAGCCUGGAUUGCAAAAAUAUUGAUAUGUGGCACUUGCUUGGUCACAUAUUGCAUGUUUGGAAAUCUCAAUAAGGCAUUUUCUUGGAUUAUUGUGAGUUGAAACUGUGGCACCACGUUGACUCUAAAUAAUUGAUAAAUAUGCUGAGAGACCAUUCUUAUGAAAAA
This is a messenger RNA of Phoenix dactylifera (date palm), 1304 nucleotides long. Its product is annotated as 2-oxoglutarate (2OG) and Fe(II)-dependent oxygenase superfamily protein. The record is from RefSeq and is a predicted model, not a curated record. NCBI's taxonomy places the organism in Eukaryota, Viridiplantae, Streptophyta, Magnoliopsida, Arecales, Arecaceae.